AUGGAGACCCAGAGGAACACCCGUUGCCUGGGUAGAUGGUCACCGUUGCUACUUCUACUGGGCCUGGUGAUCCCUCCAGCCACCACUCAGGCCCUCAGCUACAAGGAGGCCGUGCUCCGUGCCGUGGAUGGCCUCAACCAGCGGUCCUCAGAUGAGAAUCUCUACCGCCUCCUGGAGCUGGACCAGCCACCCAAGAGAGACAAGGACUCUGAUACUGCAAAACCUGUGAGCUUCAUGGUGAAGGAAACUGUGUGCCCCAGGAUAAUGAAGCAGACACCAGAGCAGUGUGACUUCAAGGAGAAUGGGCUGGUGAAACAGUGUGUGGGGACAGUCAUCCUGGACCCAGUCAAGGACUACUUCGACGCCAGCUGUGAUGAGCCCCAGCGUGUCAAAAGAUUUCACAGCGUGGGUAGCCUUAUCCAGAGACAUCAGCAGACGAUUCGUGACAAGAGUAAAGCAACUCGUCAUGGUAUCAGGAUUAUUACUCGACCUAAGCUCCUUCUAGCAUCCUAG
Messenger RNA from Equus quagga, 513 nucleotides. Its product is annotated as protegrin-2-like. Gene Ontology annotation, cellular component: extracellular region. Gene Ontology annotation, molecular function: lipopolysaccharide binding. Gene Ontology annotation, biological process: defense response to Gram-positive bacterium; antimicrobial humoral immune response mediated by antimicrobial peptide; defense response to Gram-negative bacterium. The transcript is spliced from 4 exons. Bases 1 to 513 code for a protein of 170 amino acids. Lineage: Eukaryota; Metazoa; Chordata; Mammalia; Perissodactyla; Equidae. The record is from RefSeq and is a predicted model, not a curated record.